This is a messenger RNA of Staurois parvus, 284 nucleotides long. The record is from the annotation of a GenBank genome assembly. NCBI's taxonomy places the organism in Eukaryota, Metazoa, Chordata, Amphibia, Anura, Ranidae.
AGUAGUACAGGGGAUGACCAGAGACUGCGGACACAGUACAGGAGGUGAUCAGAGACUGCGGACACAGUACAGGAGAUGACCAGAGACUGCGGACAUAGUACAGGAGAUGAUCAGAGACUGCAGACACAGUACAGGAGAUGACCAGAGACUGCGGACAUAGUAGAGGAGAUGACAGAGACUGCGGACAGUACAGGGAUGACCAGAGACUGCGGACAGUACAGGAGAUGACCAGAGACUGCGGACACAGUACAGGAGAUGACCAGAGACUGCGGACACAGUACAGG